ACGGCUGCAGCGACGGUGGGGCCUGGUCUCUGGUGUAUGAGUAUAGCGUGUGAUUGAAUGGGCGCUGCGUCGCUGCGACGGGCGCCAUUGAGCGCGGCGGUGGCGCGGCGGCGGCGCGGGUUGCGCGCAGCCGCGGCUUCGAUCGGCGCUGGGCGACGGCGGCGCGUUGCAUAACCGUGUGGCACUCCGCGCGCGACCCCGCACCGAGCGCCCGCGAGCGCCACGCGCAGCCCCGCGCAUCCUCGCGCUCUUUACGUAACGCGCGUCCAGCCCCCAGGGCCAGUGUUUAGCUGUACGCAUAAGUGGUUCAGUUGGUGGAGCGCCUGGCUGCGGGCGACGGCCGGUUCGCUGAGGCGGCAACUGAGGCAGAUGUGGUGCGCGCGCGCCGGGAGCCAGAAGCGCGCGCGGCCUGCGGGCGUCGCGGCCAUCGAACCGCGCGCGUUCUAGACAAUACCCUAAGCACUAUAUACGGUCGGACAUGAAAAAUCUUGCCCAUUUGCUGGCUGUCCCUAUCAGCGAACACGAGCUCACUUUCAUCUCUCUGGUAGCCGCGGCCACACUGCUCUCGCGGACGACAGAAGGGCGGAGCCCCCGUAGGUGGACGGCGGGAGAUCGCGGCCGCAGGGCGUGCGGCCGCGCGCGGCCCCCGCACCAUCGCCCGCCCAUUCACUGUUAGCAGUAGGGAGUUCACUCGGGGGGAGUUCGAUAGACAAUGUCCGUGGACUUGGACUCGAUCAGCGAGGAAGAACGAAGCUUGUUCCGACCCUUCUCACGAGAGUCACUGGCCGCUAUCGAAGCCCGCAUAGCAGAGGAGCAUGCCAAGCAAAAGGAACUCGAGAAAAAACGAGCGGAAGGCGAGAACGAUUUGGGGCGGACGAAAAAGAAAAAAGAAGUACGGUACGAUGACGAGGACGAGGACGAGGGCCCGCAGCCGGACGCGACGCUGGAGCAGGGCCUGCCGCUGCCAGUGCGCAUGCAGGGCUCCUUCCCGCUCGAGCUCGCCUCCACGCCCCUCGAGGACAUUGACCCUUUCUAUCACAAUCAAACAACCUUCGUAGUCAUAAGCAAGGGUAAAGAUAUCUUCAGGUUUUCUGCCACCAAUGCCUUAUGGAUACUGGAUCCAUUCAACCCUAUAAGAAGAGUGGCGAUAUACAUUCUAGUGCACCCUUUGUUCUCCUUGUUUAUUAUUACUACUAUCUUAGUCAACUGCAUUCUUAUGAUAAUGCCUACAACGCCUACCGUCGAAAGUACUGAAGUUAUCUUUACCGGAAUCUACACGUUUGAAUCGGCGGUGAAAGUAAUGGCCAGGGGUUUCAUUCUGCAGCCAUUCACAUACCUUAGAGAUGCAUGGAAUUGGCUUGACUUCGUAGUUAUAGCUUUAGCUUAUGUGACGAUGGGGAUAGAUCUCGGCAACCUGGCCGCUCUCAGAACGUUCAGGGUACUGCGAGCGUUGAAGACUGUGGCCAUCGUGCCGGGUUUGAAGACCAUCGUGGGCGCCGUGAUAGAAUCGGUGAAGAACCUUCGGGACGUGAUCAUCCUGACGAUGUUCUCGCUGUCGGUGUUCGCACUGAUGGGGCUGCAGAUUUACAUGGGGGUGCUGACGCAGAAGUGCGUCAAGGUGUUUCCGGAGGACGGCUCGUGGGGCAAUCUCACCGAUGAGAACUGGGAGAGGUUUUGUCAGAACGAAACAAAUUGGUAUGCAGGCGAGAACGGGGAUUAUCCGCUGUGCGGGAAUUCUUCGGGAGCUGGUCAAUGCGAGCCGGGCUACAUCUGCCUGCAAGGCUACGGGCCGAACCCCAACUACGGCUACACCAGCUUCGACACCUUCGGCUGGGCCUUCCUCUCCGCCUUCCGCCUCAUGACGCAGGACUAUUGGGAGAACCUCUACCAACUGGUGCUAAGGUCAGCGGGGUCGUGGCACGUGCUUUUCUUCGUGGUGAUCAUCUUCCUGGGCUCGUUCUAUCUCGUCAACUUGAUCUUGGCCAUCGUCGCCAUGUCCUACGACGAGCUGCAGAAAAAGGCCGAGGAGGAGGAGCAGGCCGAGGAGGAGGCGCUCAGGGAAGCGGAAGAGAAGGCAAAGGCGCGGGCGGAGAAGGCGGAGGCUCGGGAGGCGCACGCGCGCGACAUGGCGGAGGCGGCCGAGGCGGCCGCGUACGCGCAGGCGCACCCCGCCAAGUCGCCCUCCGACUUCUCCUGUCAGUCCUACGAGCUGUUCGUGAACCAGGAGCGCGGCGCGCAGGACGACAACACGCGCGAGCGUAUGUCGCUGCGAAGCGACCCCUUCCAGGACUCGGUGAGCACUCAGCCCGCGCACAAGCCCGACUCGCACCACGACGCACGCCGCCACAGGAAGGUCAGCAUGGUCCCCCACCCAGAACGCAUAAAUAAAUAUGGGCAGUUGUCAUAUGGGCCACUGCGGGAGGGCUCACAGGCGUCGUUAUCCCUGCCGGGGUCGCCGUUCAACCUGCGGCGCGGGUCGCGCGGGUCUCACCAGAUGGCGCUCCGGCCCAACGGGCGCGCGCGCUACCCGCCGGGCGCCGACCGCAAGCCGCUGGUGCUCUCCACGUAUCUGGACGCGCAGGAGCACCUGCCCUACGCAGACGACUCCAACGCAGUCACACCCAUGUCCGAAGAGAACGGUGCUAUCAUCAUUCCUGUCUACUACGCUAAUUUAGGUUCCCGACAUUCAUCUUACACAUCCCACCAGUCGCGCCUGUCGUACACCUCGCACGGCGACCUGCUGGGCGGCAAGCCGCAGACCAAGGAGGCGCGGCUGCGCGGUCGCUCCGCCUCGCGCAACCAGAGCAUCACCUCGCAGCCUCACGCCUACCCGCCACAGCGGCAGGACUCCUCGCUCGCCUCGCGCCCGCUCAGAGAAUAUGAAAUGAGUGAAUGCACGGACGAAGCUGGGAAAGUACUGAAGCCUUCAAACGAUAACCCUUUUAUAGAGUCAUCGCAGCAGCCUAACGUAGUAGAUAUGAGAGAUGUAAUGGUACUAAAUGAAAUAAUAGAACAAGCCGGGCGGCAAAGCAGAGCCAGCGAUCAGAACGUGUCAACAGUAUACUACUUCCAAACAGCGGAAGACGAUGAGGACGGGCCGACGUUAAAGGACCGGCUGCUAGACUGCCUAUGGAAGGGGAUAGACUUGUUCUGUGUGUGGGACUGCUGUUGGUUGUGGCUGGAGUUUCAGAAGUACGUCGCCCUGCUGGUGUUCGAUCCGUUCGUGGAAUUGUUUAUCACGCUGUGUAUCGUAGUCAACACGUUGUUCAUGGCUCUCGACCACCACGACAUGAAUAAAGAUAUGGAAAAGGCUUUGAAGAGCGGCAAUUAUUUUUUCACCGCAACAUUCGCCAUAGAAGCAACAUUAAAGUUAAUAGCAAUGAGUCCAAAAUUUUACUUUCAAGAGGGUUGGAAUAUAUUUGAUUUCAUCAUCGUGGCCUUAUCAUUACUGGAGUUGGGACUGGAAGGUGUUCAGGGUUUGUCAGUGUUGCGUUCAUUUCGUUUGCUGCGUGUGUUUAAACUGGCCAAGUCUUGGCCUGCCCUAAACCUUAUUAUAUCCAUAAUGGGUAGGACCGUGGGAGCUUUAGGGAACUUGACCUUUGUACUUUGCAUCAUUAUAUUCAUAUUUGCCGUGAUGGGGAUGCAGUUGUUUGGCAAGAACUACACAGAUUACGUGGAUCGGUUCCCUGACGGCGACCUGCCGCGGUGGAACUUCACGGACUUCAUGCACAGCUUCAUGAUCGUGUUCCGAGUGCUUUGCGGAGAAUGGAUAGAGAGCAUGUGGGAUUGCAUGCUGGUCGGUGACGUCUCCUGUAUUCCCUUUUUCCUGGCCACUGUUGUCAUUGGCAAUCUUGUGGUACUUAACCUCUUCUUGGCCCUGUUACUGUCAAAUUUUGGAUCCUCGAGUUUAUCUACGCCCACUGCCGACCAGGAAACGAAUAAAAUCGCAGAAGCCAUCAACCGGAUAUCAAGGUUCAUCAACUGGAUAAAGCGGAGUAUAGCGGACUUCCUGAAACUACUGAAGAACAAGUUGACCAAUCAGAUAUCUAUACACGCCCCCGGCUUAAAGGCGGCUCUGUGCGGCCGCUGCGUGUCCUCAGAGCGCGUCGACAACGAGCUGGAGCUUGGCACCGAUCUCGACGACGCCGUCCUGUACAAGGACAAGAAACUCAAGGACCAAGUCGAGGUGGCAAUAGGAGACGGCAUGGAAUUCACUAUACCAGAAGUCAAUGGUAUACUUUCAGGUGACAAUAAGUACAAGAAAGGAAAGAUAUUGAUGAACAAUAUUAACGCCAUAACGGAUAAUCAUAGAGACAAUCGUUUAGACUGCGAGCUCAAUCAUCUCGGCUAUCCUAUACAGGAUGACGAUACGAUAAGCCAGAAAUCAUACGGUAGUCAUAAAAAUAGGUCGUUUAAAGAUGAAAGUCAUAAAGGUUCAGCUGAUACGAUAGACGGGGAAGAAAAGAAAGAUGCUAGCAAGGAAGAAUUAGGUUUAGAAGAAGAAAUAAUAGAAGAAGAAGAAGAGGGUAAAAUGGAUGGCAUCCCCAAACACGACAUUGUCGCUAACGACGAAGACGUGAUCGACGACACGCCCGCCGACUGCUGUCCUGAACCUUGCUAUCAGAAGUUCCCCUUCCUCGCCGGAGACGACGAUUCCCCAUUCUGGCAAGGCUGGGGCAUGCUUCGAUUAAAGACUUUUAGACUGAUAGAAAACACCUAUUUUGAAACGGCUGUGAUUACUAUGAUCUUGCUCAGUAGUUUGGCUUUGGCUUUAGAAGAUGUACAUUUGCCUCAUCGACCAAUCCUCCAAGACAUUUUGUACUAUAUGGACCGCAUUUUCACCGUUAUUUUCUUCCUCGAGAUGUUGAUCAAGUGGCUCGCCCUCGGGUUUCAGAAGUAUUUCACCAACGCUUGGUGUUGGCUCGACUUUAUUAUCGUCAUGGUCUCGCUUAUAAACUUCGUAGCGGCGCUUUGUGGCGCCGGCGGCAUUCAGGCGUUCAAAACGAUGCGAACGCUGCGCGCGCUGCGUCCGCUCAGGGCCAUGAGCCGCAUGCAGGGCAUGAGGGUGGUGGUAAAUGCUUUAGUACAGGCAAUCCCCUCCAUCUUCAACGUACUGCUGGUGUGUCUCAUCUUCUGGCUAAUCUUUGCCAUCAUGGGUGUUCAACUAUUUGCUGGGAAAUACUUCAAGUGCGUCGAUAUGAACCACACGACCUUGAGCCACGAAAUCAUUCCGGACAAAAAUGCGUGCAUCUUGGAAAAUUACACAUGGGAAAACUCACCUAUGAACUUUGAUCAUGUGGGCAAAGCCUACUUGUGCCUGUUCCAAGUUGCUACGUUCAAGGGAUGGAUUCAGAUCAUGAACGAUGCCAUUGAUUCUAGAGAGGUCGGCCGUCAACCAAUACGAGAAACAAAUAUAUACAUGUAUCUUUACUUCGUAUUCUUCAUAAUAUUCGGCUCUUUCUUCACUCUUAACCUGUUUAUCGGAGUUAUCAUCGACAACUUCAACGAGCAGAAAAAGAAAGCCGGCGGCAGCCUCGAGAUGUUCAUGACGGAGGACCAGAAGAAGUACUACAACGCCAUGAAGAAGAUGGGCUCCAAGAAACCGUUGAAAGCCAUUCCUAGACCUAAGUGGCGGCCACAAGCAAUAGUGUUCGAGAUAUGCACGGACAAGAAGUUCGACAUGAUCAUCAUGUUGUUCAUCGGCUUCAACAUGCUGACGAUGACGUUGGACCACUACCAGCAGACGGAGACGUUCAGCACCGUGCUCGACUAUCUCAACAUGAUAUUCAUCGUGAUAUUCAGUUCCGAGUGCCUAUUGAAAAUAUUCGCCUUACGCUACCAUUAUUUUGUCGAACCGUGGAAUCUGUUCGAUUUUGUCGUCGUAAUGUUCUCUAUUCUUAGUUUGGUAUUGAGCGAUAUUAUAGAAAAAUAUUUUGUAUCACCAACUCUACUAAGGGUAGUAAGAGUAGCGAAAGUAGGUCGAGUCCUUCGACUGGUAAAAGGCGCCAAGGGCAUCCGGACCUUGCUUUUCGCCUUGGCCAUGUCACUGCCGGCGCUAUUCAACAUUUGCCUUCUACUGUUCCUCGUCAUGUUCAUCUUCGCCAUCUUUGGGAUGUCGUUCUUUAUGCACGUCAAGGACAAAGGUGGCUUGGACGACGUGUAUAAUUUCAAGACUUUUGUGCAGAGCAUGAUUUUGCUUUUCCAAAUGUCGACGUCGGCUGGAUGGGACGGCGUGCUGGACGGCAUCAUCAACGAGGAGGAGUGCGACCUGCCGGACAACGAGCGCGGGUACCCCGGCAACUGCGGCUCGGCCACCAUCGGCAUCACCUACCUGCUGUCCUACCUCGUCAUCUCCUUCCUCAUCGUCAUCAACAUGUACAUCGCCGUCAUUCUCGAGAACUAUUCUCAGGCGACGGAGGAUGUACAAGAGGGUCUGACGGACGACGACUACGACAUGUACUACGAGAUCUGGCAGCGGUUCGACCCCGACGGCACUCAGUAUAUCCGCUACGACCAGCUGUCCGAGUUCCUCGACGUGCUCGAGCCGCCGCUUCAGAUCCACAAGCCCAACAAGUACAAGAUCAUAUCGAUGGAUAUCCCGAUAUGCCGCGGAGACAUGAUGUUCUGCGUGGACAUCCUCGACGCGCUCACCAAGGACUUCUUCGCGCGGAAAGGAAACCCGAUCGAAGAAACGGGCGACAUCGAGCCGGGGCGGCCCGACGAGGUCGGGUACGAGCCGGUGUCGUCGACGCUGUGGCGGCAGCGCGAGGAGUACUGCGCGCGGCUGAUCCAGCACGCGUGGCGGCGGCACCGGCGCGGCGCGGGCGGCGAGGAGGCGGCGGACGCGGGCUCGGGCACGGCCGUGCUGCUGGACGCGGGCACGGCGCGGGUGGUGCUGGCGGGCGCGGGCGCGGCGCCGCGGCCGCCCGAGCCGGCGCCGCCGCCCGCGCCCGUCUGACCCGCGCUGGCGCUCGCGCUGCUGCCCGCGCUGGUCGACGACGCGCCGCUGCCUGCACCGCUGCCCGAGCUCCUCAGCCCGCCCAAGCGCACUUGAUUAUUGUUUACGCUAGAUGUUCGCUGUACAUAGUCGGCGGUGCGGCUGCCGCGCGCGCGCCCGGCCGUCACACGCCGCGCGUCCGCGCCGUUUCUUUUUGGGACGUUAAUUCGUGCGCGAUUAGAGACGUUCGAAGUGUUAAGUGGAGUGUUUUAUAUUCGCGUGGCCGAAGCUUUUGAGACUGUUUGUUUUGCGACUGACGUUCGCGCGAGUGUAAUAUAUAUUAUUAUAUUUUAUUGUACCGAUUCGUAUCUAUUUACAUCGUCGCGUUAAACCUGCCCAUGUGAGAGAAACCCGUUUUUUUAAGAGAAUCGUUGUAGCGAGCAUGUUUUUUGUCACUGAUAACGUAAUGUAAGGUAUCGGAUAAUAGUGAGGAAAUUCUAUAAGCUUAUUUUUGUAUUCGAUGAAUAUCACUGUCUGCCUGUAAAUUCUAAAUCGAUACGAUCUUUUAAUUAAGAUGACGGAGAUCGUUGAUUUGAUAAUAAAUUGUGAGAUAUCAUUUUUUUCCCCGAAAUGGUGUCGAACAAUAUCCGUAUACCCGUGCUAGAGUAGUGAGGCGUCGCACAGCGCGGCGCGAGUGCGUUGCUUCGUUCGGUUCCGCUUCAGCCGGCGGCGCGGCGGCCCGCGGGCGGCAGCGAGCGCGGCCCGCGGGCCGCCUGCGCGCGAGCCGGCCACGCAGCGAGCACAUUGAUGUAGCACACCAAUAUUUUAAACUUAACAACUUUAAACGAAAUUACCUUGUAUCAUUACAAUCAUUGUAACGUCUUCAACUCGUCCGUUGCGUUUGGACGUUAGUGUAAUCGUAUCUAAUAAACGCUUAAGAGAAGCAAUGGCUGCGCCGAUUCAUAUCAAUUUUGUCCGUAAUAGUUUUAAUAGUUCCAGUUUAUAAGCUUCUUACUGUACCGAAAUGACGUUGCGUUGUAUCUUUCUAUACGAGGUCGGCACACCGUCGGUCCCCUCGAGAUAAAGAGAGUUUAGACAAAUUUUUGCAAGUUAUAUCUAUGUAAGCUUAACAAAUCAGCUGUGAAAUCGGUACCAGAAUUCACUUCCGUCCUAAUUCAGUACGCAUCAUAUGAAUCGAGCCAUUUUAUGUAACGCGCACUUUCCAUGUAGGUACCUAGUUAAUGUAAUUUCCUUUCCCCGGAUUACAUUAACUGCGGAGCCGCGGGCACCCGGGCCGCUUCCCCCGGCCCGCCGCGCCCGCGCGCCGCCUUCCGUAUAUGACGACUUCAAGCGGGCCGGUACUGCUUCCAUGAGUAUUUCUCUCGCGAUUUACAUUCAAUGCUGUGACGAUCUUCGACUAACGAAAAAAGAACGCUAACCCAGACUACCCACCGAUUCGGCUAACUGAAAGAGUCACCUUAACUAGCAAAUAAGAUUUAUUGAUAAUACCUAAGAGAUCGAACGUCCCUUACCGAGUAAGGUAGUUAUUAUUGAGUAUGUAUUGUUUUUCAAAUGACACCUCUGUAGCGAUCCGUCGCUCGCCAGUGUCCGCGGCCGCAGAAGGCUGCCGAGCCACUAUACCGUGAAGAACUAUCGUAAUUCAUUUAUAAUUAAACUUUGGAAGUUGUCAAUUUUUUACAAAUCUGUAAAUAUUGAGAGCUUAUCGCCGGGUAGAUCCCAAAUCGCACGUCGCAACACAUAUUUUUCAUAAUACCUAUAUCUAGUAUGGAAUCAGCGAAUAAGGCAGCGUUACGUAAAUAAGCUUGAAGCAAUAAACGUAAACGUGUGCUCGACAAACGUUUUCGCUUUUCAUUAUGGAACAAGUCACCGAAUAGUUGUGUGUCGGUUGUUUUCAAUUCGUUUUAAUAAAAUGUGAAUAACUGAAAGGCAAGACAAUCUACGUGUUGCAGUUUAAAGAGUCAGUGUAUUGUAAACUAAAAGAGAUGCUUACCGUUUUGCACAUAUUUUGCAAUAAUACCAGUACGUGAAGAGUAUGUACCGUGGGUGGCGGCCGGCGCGGUGCUGGCGCUUCCCCCGCCGCGCUCCGCGCCGCCCCGCCAUACCCGCUCAUUUUUCAAUUGGUUUUUCUGUUCCUUUGACCUGUUUCGUUCACUUCUUGUUAUAUAUAUACGACGAACGGUCUUUAACAUCCUUUUGUGUUGGUCAAACCAAACGUUUUACUAUUAGGCAUAUUUGCACAAAGAAGUUGUGUUUAAUUAAGUUUAGGACAAUAAGUUAUGAUAUCAUUGUAUUAUUUCUUUAAAUAUAUGACAAAAAAGUGAGUUCAGUUUGCUGAAUGAUAGAGGUUUACUUGAGUAUUUAUUAUAUAUAUUGUUGAAGUUUGUACAAAAUAAAUUAAGUAAACGAUGAAAUAUAGAACUUGACUGCUUUA
Messenger RNA from Cydia pomonella (codling moth), 9389 nucleotides. RefSeq names its product sodium channel protein para (gene para). The record is from RefSeq and is a predicted model, not a curated record. Lineage: Eukaryota; Metazoa; Arthropoda; Insecta; Lepidoptera; Tortricidae. The coding region runs from base 713 to 6958 and encodes 2081 amino acids. Gene Ontology annotation, molecular function: calcium ion binding; voltage-gated sodium channel activity. The transcript has 38 exons. Gene Ontology annotation, biological process: neuronal action potential; sodium ion transmembrane transport; membrane depolarization during action potential. Gene Ontology annotation, cellular component: plasma membrane; voltage-gated sodium channel complex.